AUGAAUAACAAUCAAUCAGAUAAUUUACAUUGCUGUGAAUAUAUUAACAUGAAUGAAGAAAAGUCUACCAUAAUUCCUGAUAUUUGUAUCUGUCCGCCUUGUGGAAACUGCUGUUCAAAGUAAUUAUACUGAACACUUAUAUUAUUCUGCCUGCUGGUUCUGUUAUUAAUUGUUUUAGUUUUUUAUUGGAAUGUCCAUACAAAAUAAUUCAUAUAAUUUUUGUUUUCUAUAAAUUAUAAUAACCUUAAAUUUUUUAAUAAAUCAAACUAAUUGGAUCAUUUAAAAAAAAAACAUAGUUUUUGAGAUUAACACUAUAAAAUAUGAAGAAUAAACUUGGCUUAGAAUAUUAUAUAACUUGUAUAUACUUAAGACUAGUUUUGAUUUUAAAAAUCAUUAUCAAGCAUAAUUCGCCUUCAUUGUACUAUAUUGGCUGAUGAUAAUUUUUAAAUCAAAACCAGUUAUAAAUACACACAAACUAAAUAAUAUAUUUUUAUUUUAUUGUCAAAUAAUGUUAUUGAUAUCUAUGCCAUUUUUAAAUAUUUUAAACAUACUUGUAAGAAUAUAUAAUACAUUAUUGUUGAUAGAUAUAACAUGUAUUUAAUAAGUGUAUAGAAUUAAAUUUAUUAACAAAUAUAAAUAACUUUCCUUGUAACCUCCUUCCCUAUUAUUUAAAGUCCGCUAAUACAAUUAAUAACAAGUUUAAAAAUAAAAACUAUGAAUAAUGUAAACAAUAUUUCGGAAGAUAUUAAAGUAAGGCAGAUUAAUAAUAAUUGAUUAAAAGGUAUCUUAUAAACUUAUAGAAUUUGUGUUGAAUGAUAAUUUACAAUAGUAUAAAAUCUAAAAUUAGUUUUUAAACAACUACAGUUUAUAAUUUUCACUAUGUUGUCUAUGGAAUGUUGAAUUAUAGUUUUUAAUAAUGGGGAUUGAUUAUGUGGCUACAAUUCUAUUCUAAAGAAUCAAUUUUAUACUUAAAUACAUUUUUAGAUUACUAAUAAUAAUUGUAAUUUUUUAUUUAUUUUAUAGUUUAUUUAAAUAAAAUUAUAUUUUUCAUUAUAUAUAUGAAGAAAGAGAAUCAUUUUUUCCUCAACUAUAGACUCAUUAAUACUGAGAAUUAUUUUAGUUUAAAAUUUGUACAUUUUUACUAGAAAUAGAUUAGUAAAACCCAAUAAUAAAAUGAAAAAGUUUUUAAAAAUUAUAUAAUUAUAAUUUCCAAGAUUCAGUGGCACCAUUUGGACACACAGCCUCUAUCCAAUAUAUGUAUGUAGGUAUUGAUUUAUGUAAGCAUUAAAAAAUAAUAAAUGAUUAUUAGUUUCAAAUAUGCUUAAACUAUGUACUUAAAUAUUUUUGAAAUACUAACACCAAAUUUGCCGGCUUACAAACAUGUUUUUACCUAUUAUUUUGACCUUUGAUAAAUGACACAUUUAUAAAUAAUUCAUUUUAGUCAUUUUAAUAUAAUAAAUAUAAAGAUUAUCAUGUCCAAAUACAAAAAAAAAAAGAAGAAAUUAUUUAUUUUGUCAACUUUAAAAUUAAAUUAUUGAUGAUUUUCUUAAUCAGUUAUCCAAAUUUCUAAGUUUGAUGAUCACCAUCCUGUUUUUUUAAAAAUGCAAACUUCUUAUAAGGAUAAGUCCUAACCUCCAGUAAUAAAUAAUUACAGAAAACUAAAAAAAAAAAAUUAUAAAUAAUUAAAGAUUUAAAAUAUUAUUUCACUUAUUACUUAUAUUAUAGUAGUACUCUCUGUUUUUCUAUCUUACUGAAAAUUACUUACUAGUUGCUACUCAGAAACUAAUUGUAGGCACAGUAGGUUUACAAAAAUAUUAAUUCUGGAAAGUUUAAAUAAGAUUUAUAAAUCAUUACUAGUAGUUAUUACAGGUUGUUGUCUUCUACACCAUUUGUAUCUGGUAAUCUUUACUUUUCAUUCAUAAUUACUAAUAUUUAUCUAAACAAUUUUUAAAUAAAUAUGUAAUUAUGUACUAUUUUGUAACAAAUCUAUUUUAAUUUGAUUUGUUGAUCAAGAUUUAUUAACAAAUUAAAAAUCUAGCGCAUUCGAAGAAUAUUUUGGUUUUAUAAUGAUGUUUAAUUUUUAAUUUGUUUUUUUAUCUGUAAACAACUUUUCUUCCAGGAAUCGUGAUUUGAUAUAUCUAGUGUAGUGUCUUUUCUGAAAGGAAACUUUAUCUGCGUGAUACAUUAAGUAAGCCGGUCAUUUUUUAAUUUUCGAAGCAGUUUUCAUAAUAAUUUAAAAAACUUAUAAAAAUUAACAAUAUAUUAUAUUCAAUUUUAUUUUUGUUGUGAUUCAAAUAAAACUAUUCGUAGAGACUUGAAAUUUACAAAGAAAAUUUUAUUUGCCUUUUAUAAAUGUAAUACAUUCUUCAAAACAUUUUAGUCAUUUUUGAGCUAUUUAUAGAUAUUUAAAUUUUGUAAGAUUUGUACGUAAUUUUUAUUCAUUAGGUACUCUGUAGAUAAAAUUGUUAAAUCAAACAGAAAAACUUGAAAAUUUAACAAGAGUAUUAUAAGUCGUACUUUGUGGUCAAACAAAAAAAUUGAGUGAAAUGUAGAAUUUUUUUUAUAAGAAUUUUAAUAUUAAAUUUUAUUUUAAAUAUUAUAGCCUUUCAAAUUAUAUAUAUCUGAAUUUUGCUCAGAAUCGUUUUUUGUUAGCAAUAAUUAAUCCUUACAUGCAGAUGUACAUUAAAUUUGUCUCUAUAUCUUACCUAACUUCUCACCUACAAUAGUGACUCACCCAUUGUCCAAAGUAUGUCUGUCUUUUUCUAAACUUAUCUAUUUUAAUUGGUAUUAUUUAAAAUAACCAAUUUUCUCUCUUUUCAUUUUCUGUCACUCUGGUUUCUGUGUACUAAAUUGCAUUGGUAAUAAUAAUACAUAUUAUUAACAUUUUAUUUUUUACAUUAUUUCAGUUUAUUGAAAUGUCCACCUUCUAGAGAUAUAGAAAUAAAUAUAAUGGUGGCAAAUAUUCAAGAUCGAUUUAGAAUUCCAUGGCGAGGAGGAGCAAGGCGUAUUUCUUUAGAUUCAGCAGUUCCAUUAUUACUUUUCCCAGCUGCUCUUUAUUUUGCAGCUCAAGGUUUUUGGCCAACAAUAUUAAUAUUUUCACUGGUUACAUUGUUCCUUUAUUAUACUCAUCGCACUGUUCGCAAGUAUAGAGUGGCCACAAAGUUCUUUUACGUAUGGACAUUAACUUCAGCUUCAUUGGUGUUCAUAAUAUUCCAAUUUCUAGUGGUGUAUAUGUUAGAUAUUAAUACUGAUGAAAAUAUUAUUUUUACCAUUUUUAUGGUAGCAACAGCAGUUUGUUUCUUCCGUACUAAGAAAUUGGCGAUUAAAUCUCAUUUAAAACAAGAUCUAGAAAUGACUAAUCUCAAUGAAAACGAAGUAGAUGAAAAUGCUAUUUUAUUAGAUGAUACUGAAGAUAUUCUAUGUAGUCCAUGUAAAAGGGUUGUACCGCCAAGGGCAUAUCACUGCUUUGUAUGUAAAACCUGUGUAAUCCAACAACACGUACAUUCUUAUUGGUAAGAUUUCUAUUAUUUAUUUGAAGUAUGAUAAAUAUAUUUUUAACAUGUUUUUUUUGUUUGUACAGGAUAGACUGUUGCAUUGGAAAACAUAACAGAAAACCAUAUAUUGCAGGUCUCAUAUUAGGUGCGAUUUUGUUCACAUUUUUAUCAAAUCUCAUUCUUACUACACUGUGUCAUCCUUUUAAUGUGUUUGCGACAGUAUUGUUACCAGACGACUGCAGUGAUGUUUACUACGAUAUAGUGUAAGAAAAUUGUAAAUAUUUUAUUUUAAAUCCCCCAAUAUAAUUUUGUGAAUUUGUUUCAAUAUCAGUUUACCAAAAGAUUAACUGUUGAGUUAAAAACUAUGUAAAGUAGUUAGUUAGAAAGUUACAUUAUAUUUAUUUUUAUAUAGAUGUUAUAAUAUACUACAUUAAAAUUCAUAUGAGUUAUUAAUGUUUUAUACUAAUUUUACUAACGUAUUACUCAUAAUCAAAUAUGUAUUACUGAAUACUAAUAGACAUUGAUUCAGAAAUAAUUGAUUUUUUUUUUCUCAUAACUAUAAUUUGAUUUUUGUAUUAUUUUCUUCUAGGUAUGGUAUUUGUUUUGUAUCUGGACUUUACUGUUUUGCAGUUGCAGUUAUUUUAUUAUUUAUGUUUCUUUAUGAUACAUAUAUGGUAUCAUUAGGAAUCACCUACCACGAGUGGCAAGAGCGAUGUAAAGAAUAUAAAGGGGAUCGUCCUUGGUUUUUAUCUAGGCAAAUUAUUGGGAAUGUUGGGUCUAACUGGAGAACAUUCUUUAAUAAUAUCUGA
Messenger RNA from Cinara cedri, 4303 nucleotides. The record is from the annotation of a GenBank genome assembly. NCBI's taxonomy places the organism in Eukaryota, Metazoa, Arthropoda, Insecta, Hemiptera, Aphididae.